CACUCCCAUAGCCAAAAAAACAAAAAUGAGUUCUGCAACUGAGUUCAACUCAGCUCACCGAGUCUAUAUUUUCUGAAACUAAAUUAUCCAAAUCCUUUUCAAAUUUUAAUAACCGUUGAAAUAUUCAUUUCUUUCUUUCGAACAAUUCUUCAUUUUCAGUGAGGUGAAACAAAAAAAUCGCCAUGUCUGCUCCAACUCCCACUUCUCCGCCGUCUACUAACACUACUGCUCCGCCACCGGCUACUCCCACCGCACCUCCUCCGUCCACUCCGGCUGCACCUCCACCUGCUACUCCCGCCACUCCAGCUGCACCUCCACCUUCUACUCCCGUCACUCCUGCCGCCCCACCACCUUCUACUCCCGCCACUCCGGCUGCUCCUCCACCUUCCACUCCAGCCACACCGUCAGCACCGCCGCCAGCCACUCCAUCUCCACCUACAGACUCAUCUCCUCCGCCUCCUUCAAAUCCUUCAACUCCUCCAACGUCCACUCCCACUACUCCUUCUCCGCCGUCUACAACGCCGUCUCCCCCGGCGCCACGUGGUACCACACCGUCGACGCCUACUCCGAUAGGUAAAAGUCCUCCACUUCCGUCCACUCCCACCUCGACGAAUCCACCUUCGUCCUCCUCAGGAGGCUCAUCGGGAAUAUCAACCGGCGCGGUAGUCGGAAUAGCCGUUGGUGGACUAAUAAUUAUAUUACUAUUUAGCUUGUUUUUUAUUUGUUGCCGGAAAAAGAGACGGAGACGUGACGAUGAAGCUGCCUAUUAUAUGCCUCCGCCAACUGGCCCUAAUAAAGAUGGUCCUUACGGCGGUCAACAGCAGCAACAUUGGCAGCACAAUGCACCACCGCCACCAGGUCAUGUAUUCACAGCAAUGUCAAAUCCAAAUCCAAUUCCACCGCCGCCAGUUGCGUCUCGGCCACCGUAUCCUCAAGAGCGUGUCUCAAUGCCGCCGCCGCCGCCUCCUCCUUUCAGCAGUGGCGGGUCUGGCUCCAAUUAUUCGGGUUCUGAAAACCCAUUGCCGCCUCUAUCUCCAGGUCUUUCAUUGGGGUUCUCUAAGAGUACGUUUACCUAUGAGGAAUUAGCACGCGCCACCGACGGGUUCUCCGAUGCUAACCUCCUUGGUCAAGGUGGUUUUGGGUAUGUGCAUAAAGGAGUUCUUCCCAAUGGGAAGGAAGUUGCUGUUAAGCAGCUUAAAGCUGGAAGUGGACAAGGGGAGCGUGAGUUUCAGGCUGAGAUUGAAAUUAUUAGCAGAGUGCAUCAUAAACAUCUUGUUUCGUUGGUCGGAUAUUGUAUCACCGGCUCCGAAAGAUUGCUUGUUUAUGAGUUUGUUCCCAACAACACUAUGGAGUUUCACUUACAUGGUAAGGGACGACCUACCAUGGACUGGCCGACCAGACUCAAAAUUGCACUAGGAUCUGCCAAGGGACUUGCAUAUCUUCAUGAAGAUUGUCAUCCUAAGAUCAUUCAUCGUGACAUCAAGGCAGCUAAUAUCCUCUUGGAUUUCAAAUUUGAGGCAAAGGUUGCAGACUUUGGACUAGCAAAGAUCUCUUCUGAAGUUAAUACACAUGUCUCCACCAGGGUGAUGGGAACCUUUGGGUAUCUGGCACCAGAAUAUGCAUCAAGUGGGAAGUUGACAGAUAAAUCUGAUGUGUUCUCUUUUGGAGUCAUGCUUCUGGAGUUGAUUACUGGUCGUCGGCCUGUUGAUCAUAGCGGCGGGCAUGGUUAUGCAGAUGAUAGUUUAGUAGACUGGGCAAGGCCUUUGCUUACACGAGCUCAGGAAGAUGGAAACUUUGAUGUUCUAGUGGAUCAAAAAUUGCAAAGAAAUUAUGACCACAAUGAGAUGGCUCGCAUGGUUGCUUGUGCUGCUGCUUGUGUGCGCCAUUCAGCUCGACGCCGUCCACGUAUGAGUCAGGUAGUCCGAGCUCUUGAAGGAGAUGUGGCUCUGUCAGAUCUUAAUGAAGGAAUUCGACCCGGACAGAGCAGUUUCUUCAGCCAGAGCAGUUCAGAUUAUGACACCAACCAAUACAAAGAAGACAUGAUAAAAAUGAGGAAGAUGGCUUUAGGAAGCCAGGAGUACGCUGCCAGUAGCGAAUACAGUGAACCAACCAGCGAAUAUGGUUUAUAUCCUUCUGGAUCAAGUGGCGAAGGACAGAAUACCCGAGAUAUGGAAAUGGGAAAGAUGAAGAAAAACAGCCAAGGUUUCAGCGGAAAUUCAUGACAACCGAAGCCUCCGAUUUUUCUGUACUCAUACUCUUAAAUAGAUGUCACAUUGAUUGCAAAGAAUGGCGUGUUUCCGAUGUGAUAGUCGUAUAUGAUUUUUUCCCCUCCACUUACCUCUGAUUUUGAAGUGUUAUUGAUUAAAUUUGUAUUUAGUAGUGAGCAUACACAACAAGAUAAUCAAAAUUACAUGUUGAUUCUUUUAUUCUUUGGUUAAAUGCUUAAAUGAUUCCGUA
This is a messenger RNA of Mercurialis annua (annual mercury), 2457 nucleotides long. RefSeq names its product proline-rich receptor-like protein kinase PERK1. Bases 183 to 2222 code for a protein of 679 amino acids. Gene Ontology annotation, molecular function: protein kinase activity; ATP binding. The record is from RefSeq and is a predicted model, not a curated record. Gene Ontology annotation, biological process: protein phosphorylation. The transcript has 8 exons. NCBI's taxonomy places the organism in Eukaryota, Viridiplantae, Streptophyta, Magnoliopsida, Malpighiales, Euphorbiaceae.